Rotaria sordida is the source of this 684-nucleotide messenger RNA. Lineage: Eukaryota; Metazoa; Rotifera; Eurotatoria; Philodinida; Philodinidae. The record is from the annotation of a GenBank genome assembly.
AUGAACAGUGAAGAACAAGAAAAACAAGCAAAGAAAAAUUGUGGAAAAUUAUAUCGAAAAGUUUUAACUGAUUGUGAAAUCAUCAUGGACGACGAAAAGUACUUUACAUUAAGUGGAAACAACGUCUCCUGCAAUCGCUAUUUCUAUUCCACAAAUCCAGCUACAACUCCUCCAAACAUAAAAUUUCGAAAGAAAGCAAAAUUUGAACCAAAAGUGAUGAUUUGGAUGGCCAUCUCCACAAAGGGAAUUUCCGACGUUUACGUUCACAAAAGCAAGUUGGGUGUUGAUCAAAAAACAUAUUUACAAGAAUGUAUCAAUAAACGAUUAAUACCAUUUAUCGAUAAAUACCAUUAUGAUGGAAAUUAUUUAUUCUGGCCUGAUUUGGCAAGUUCACAUUAUUCAAAAGUUGUGCAAGAACGUUUAAAUCAAAAAAACAUACCAUUUAUUUCUCGUAAUGAUAAUCCACCAAAUGUACCACAAGGACGUCCAAUUGAACGUGUUUGGUCUAUACUCGAACAGAAAAUAUAUGCAAACAACUGGGAAGCAAAAAAUGCAGAUCAUUUGAUUCGAAGGAUCAAACAAAAGGCAAAAGAACUUGAUCAACCAACGUUGCAAGCCAUGAUGGAGGGUGUUCGGAAAAAGCUUUGGUCUAUGCGGCGAGAUGGACUGUAUUCAGUCUGUUAA